Papilio xuthus (Asian swallowtail) is the source of this 1521-nucleotide messenger RNA. It is a transcript of the gene Pnn, whose product is annotated as desmosome associated protein-like protein pinnin. The transcript is spliced from 6 exons. Gene Ontology annotation, cellular component: catalytic step 2 spliceosome. The coding region runs from base 59 to 1297 and encodes 412 amino acids. The record is from RefSeq and is a predicted model, not a curated record. NCBI's taxonomy places the organism in Eukaryota, Metazoa, Arthropoda, Insecta, Lepidoptera, Papilionidae.
AGUUGUAAAUCCUAGCUGUGUUAAUGCUCCGUGAUAAACUAAACUUAAUUUAAGUAUAAUGGGGACAGAAAUAGCAAUAUCAUUUACGUCUUUACGUAAUCAACUAGAAAAUGAAAAAAGUAGUUUGUUUAAAAUAGACGAAAACAUUAAGAAAAUCGUCCAAACUUCCGGACGGUUUUCCAAUGAUAGGUUUAAUCAAUCCUCGCAUUAUACAAGAGGUGGACAACAAACUGGUGGACGGAAUUCUUACGUGGAUUUCAAAAAUCACAAGAUAGACGAUCAAUUAGGGAAACGUAAAACUGAAACAAAAACGGUUUUUAGCAGAUUGUCAGUAAGAGACCAAGAUAGUGACUGUGAUGAUGACAUCCCAAGUGUCAAAAGAGCAAAAGUACCGUCAGCAGUAUGCCGUGAAUUGCCAACCAGAGCAGCGGUGCUACGAGCACAGGGGGAUGAUGAGCAAGCGAGGACAAGAAAUAGAAGAAUAUUUGGAUCACUCCUUGGUACAUUACAGAAGUUCAAACAAGAGGAAAUUGUAUUACAGACUAAGGAGGAAAAGAAAGCACAAGUAGAACGUAAAAUAGAAGAACAGGCGAGAUUACAAAAGGAAAAAGAACAGAAAGAGAGAAAGACGUUAUUCGCUGAAAGGGAAAACAAGAAAGCUACAAUCAAAGCCUUAGAGGUGAAGAUGGCAAGAGUUGAAGAGUUUGAAAAAUGGGAGAAAUCACAAAAGGAUCUUGCAAACUUUAUUCUUACUAAAACACGUCCACACAUUUAUUGGUUGCCCAAGAAGAUGACGGAAAAGGCUACGGAAAAGUUGAAUUCUAGUAGAAAGUACCAUGAAAAAUGUAUGAUCAAGAAACGACAAGAACUUCAAGAAGAAUUGCAACGAAUAGAGCAUAGAUGUUUACGUCGUGGUCCAGGAACCAAAGAGAACAAUCCGUCAGCUCAAGACAAGAAGGACAGAGAAGAUAAUGACAAAAUAGUGACUGUGAAGAAUGAAGAUGAUAACGGAAGAAAGAGAAACAAAUUUGCAAUGGAUGUGGAUGAGAAAGAAAAAGAAGAAAGUGAUGUAGAUGAGAGAACUGAAGAAGUUAAAAAGGAUAAAGCUGAGGAAGAUAUUGUUAAGGAAAACGAUGAAAAAAUGGACACAAGUACAGAACAGCAAGAAGUAAACACUGAAAUAAAUGAAAUUGAGAACGAAGUUGCACAGACAGAAGAAAGUACAAAUAUAGAGACUCAAGAAACCGUAGUCCAAGUUACAGAACAAGAACCUAUAGAUACAGAACAUUCCCAAUAGCGCAUGGUAGUUAAAUAGUUGACAUACAAAAUGGUGAAUCAAGAUGGCAAGUAAGUUUUCUAAUAAAGGUAUAAGCAAUAUUUUACUCCGUAAAUGAUAUAAUUUUUUAUUAAUUGUCAGAUUUUCAAUAACAUCUUAUAUGCCGCAUAUAUUUACUGGACUCUGACUUGACAGUACUGGAAUAGAGAUCAAUCGUACUCGCCAGGUAAGUCGACUGCGCAGAA